Acinonyx jubatus (cheetah) is the source of this 6708-nucleotide messenger RNA. Its product is annotated as contactin-associated protein-like 3. The record is from RefSeq and is a predicted model, not a curated record. The transcript is spliced from 24 exons. Lineage: Eukaryota; Metazoa; Chordata; Mammalia; Carnivora; Felidae. The coding region runs from base 104 to 4138 and encodes 1344 amino acids.
GCGGCGGCGGCGGCGGCGGCGGCGCGACCCCGGCCGGGAGCGAGCGGGCAGAGGCCCGCGCGGAGCGGCUGCCGGACGCCUCGGGUGCCGGGGCGGGCGGACCAUGGACCGUGCGGCGGGCGCCGUCCUCGGGAUGCUCUUUCUUUUGUCUGCUCGGCCGUGGAGCACGGCGGUGGCAGGGAGCCCUUAUAGCUGUGACGCCCCGCUGGCAUCCACCUUGCCUCGAGCGUCCUUCAGCAGCUCCUCGGAGCUGUCCAGCAGCCACGGCCCUGGGUUUGCAAGUCUUAAUCGCAGAGAUGGGGCUGGUGGCUGGUCUCCACGCGUGUCAGAUAAAUACCAGUGGCUGCAGAUUGACCUCGGAGAGAGAAUGGAGGUCACAGCUGUGGCCACCCAGGGAGGAUACGGGAGCUCCGACUGGGUGACCAGCUACGUCCUUAUGUUCAGUGAUGGCGGGAGGAACUGGAAGCUGUAUCGGCGAGAAGAAAGCAUCUCGGGUUUUCCAGGAAACACAAACGCAGACAGCGUGGUACAUUACAGACUCGAGCCUCCCUUUGAAGCCAGGUUCCUGCGCUUCCUCCCCGUAGCCUGGAACCCUAAGGGCAGGAUUGGGAUGCGGAUAGAAGUGUACGGAUGUGCAUACAGAUCUGAGGUGGUUAAUUUUGAUGGAAAGAGCUCCUUGAUAUACACAUUGAACCAGAAGUCCGUGAGUCCAACAAAAGAUGUCAUUUCUUUGAAAUUUAAGACCAGGCAGACCGAUGGGAUUCUACUCCACCGAGAAGGACAAAAUGGCAAACACGUCACCCUGGAGUUAGUUAAAGGAAGACUCAUCUUAUCCCUUAAUUCAGGCCAUGCUAACCUGCCGUCCCCUGACGCCCGUGUGACCCUCACCCUGGGCAGCCUGCUGGACGACCAGCACUGGCAUUCUGUCCUCUUGGAGCUCCUGAACGCACACGUCAACUUCACCGUGGACAGGCACACGCGGCAUUUCCAGGCAAAGGGCGGGUCCCGCUAUUUGGAUCUUGAUGAUGAGAUCAGCUUCGGAGGGAUUCCCGGACACAGAAAAUCAGUGGUGUUCCCACAUAAAAACUUUCACGGCUGCUUCGAAAACCUCUAUUAUAAUGGAGUGGAUAUCAUUGAUUUGUCCAAGAAACGCAAACCGCAGACCCUCGUCGUGGGAAAUGUGUCUUACUCGUGCUCACACCUUCAGAUUGUCCCUGUGACUUUUCUGAGUUCCAGCAGCUACUUGGCUCUCCCGGGUGCCUCUGGAGAGGACAAAGUGUCAGUCGCUUUCCAGUUUCGGACGUGGAACAGAGCAGGGCUGUUGCUGACCAGUCAGUUAAAACACGGGUCGGGGGCUCUUGUCCUUGUUCUAAAUGAUGGAAAACUCAAGCUGAGUCUCUCCCAGCCCGGACAUCCAUCGAGGGAUAUCACAGCAGGUGCUGGAUUAAGUGACGGGCAGUGGCAUUCGGUAUCCUUAUCAUUGAAAGGAAGUCACCUGAGUGUGAUGGUGGAUGGCGAGGCGGCCUCCGUGGCUCAUUCCUUGCGUGGACAGAUUGAUUCCGGGGACACCUAUUAUUUGGGCGGCUGUCCUGACAGCGUCUCUGGCUCUGGAUGUGGAGGUCCCCUGGGCGGCUUUCAGGGCUGCCUGAGGCUCAUCUCCAUUGGCGACAAGGCGGUGGAUCCCAUCACAGUGCAGCAGGGGGCGCUGGGGAGUUUCCGUGACCUCCAGAUAGACACAUGCGGCCUCACAGACAGGUGUUUGCCCAGCUAUUGUGAGCACGGGGGCGAAUGUUCCCAGUCCUGGGACACCUUUUCCUGUGACUGUGCGCACACUGGCUACCUGGGCGCGACCUGCCAUUCCCCGUUGUACGAGCAGUCCUGUGAAGCCCACAAGCACAGAGGAGACUCUUCAGGGCUCUACUAUAUCGAUUCCGAUGGAAGUGGCCCUCUGGAACCUGCUCUCGUAUAUUGCAACAUGACAGACACCACCGGGACCUCAGUGCAGCACAAUGGCUCACAUCUGGCCAGGGUCAAAAGCUCGGAUGGAGAAAGCCCCCACCCUGUGGCUUUCAAGUACACAGCCAGCAUGGACCAGCUCCAAGCCAUAAUCGACCGUGCGGACCAUUGCCAACAGGAGCUGGCCUUCCACUGCAAGAAGUCAAGGCUUUCGGCUCGCCACGAUGGAACCCCAGUGAGCUGGUGGGUUGGAAGAACCAAUGAAACACACACUUACUGGGGAGGUUCUCUGCCUGAUGCUCAAAAAUGUGCUUGUGGAUUACAGGGAAACUGCCUUGAUUCUCAAUAUUACUGCAACUGUGAUGCUGACCGGAAUGAAUGGACCAGCGACACAAUAGUCCUUUCCCAUAAGGAGCACCUGCCGGUCAUUCAGGUUGUGAUGAGAGACACAGGCCGACCACAUUCAGAAGCCGCGUAUGCGCUGGGGCCUCUGCUCUGCUGGGGGGACAAUUCAUUUUGGAACUCAGCUUCCUUCAACACGGAGACUUCAUACCUUCAUUUCCCUACGUUCCGCGGAGAGUUCAGUGCUGAUGUGUCUUUCUUUUUUAAGACAACAGCUCCUUCUGGGGUGUUUGUAGAGAACCUGGGGAUCACAGACUUCAUCAGGCUAGAGCUACAUGCUCCCUCGGAAGUGACCUUUUCCUUUGAUGUGGGGAACGGACGUUGCGAGGUCACGGUGCGGUCGCCCACCCCCUUUAAUGACAACCAGUGGCACCACGUGAGGGCCGAGAGGAAUGUGAAGGAAGCGUCGCUUCAGGUGGACCAGCUCCCCAGCGAGACCCAAGCUGCACCUGCCGACGGGCACGCGCGGUUGCAGCUCAACAGCCAGCUCUUCGUGGGCGGGACGGCCACCAGACAGAGAGGCUUCCUGGGGUGCAUUCGGUCGCUGCGGCUGAACGGGCUGGCCCUGGACCUGGAAGAAAGAGCGACAAUGACGCCGGGCGUGGAGCCAGGGUGCCCGGGACACUGCAGCAGCUACGGACACCUGUGUCACAACGGAGGGAGAUGCAGAGAGAGACACAGGGGUAUCGCUUGUGACUGCACCUUCUCUGCCUACGACGGGCCAUUCUGCGAAAAUGAGAUUUCUGCAUAUUUUGGAAGCGGUUCGUCCGUUAUCUACAACUUUCAAGAACAUCAUAAUCACACCUUUGGUAAGAACGCCAGCUCCUUGGCAGCUUUAUUUCAUGAGGAUCUGACGCUGACCGGAGAAAUGGCCACACUGAGCUUCCGGACCACAGGGGCCCCCAGCUUACUUCUCUACGUGAGCUCCUUCUACGAAGAGUACCUAUCAGUUAUCCUCGCCCCCAAUGGAAGUUUGCAGAUCAGGUAUAAGCUGGACAGAAACCAGGCACCUGACGUUUUUAACUUUGGUUUUAAAAACCUUGCCGAUGGGCAGUUUCACCAAGUGAAGAUUCACAGGGAAGCGGCCAUGGUCUCUGUAGAGGUUAACCAGAAUGCAAGGAGACAAGUUAUCCUGUCAUCGGGGACAGAAUUCAACGCUGUCAAAUCCCUUAUGUUGGGCACAGUUUUAGAGCCCCCCGGCGCGGACCCGGACACGCUGCGGGCCGGCGCGCGCGGCUUCACCGGCUGCCUCUCGGCGGUGCGCUUCGGCCCCGCCGCUCCGCUCAAGGCCGCGCUGCGCCCCGGGGGCCCCGCCCCGGUCACGGUGCGCGGCCACGUGGCCGCCGCGGCCCGCUGCGCGGAGGGGGCGGGGCCCGGAGCCCCGGCGCGGGAGGCCACCCGCCCGCUGGCAGGUGGCGCAGGUGGCUCUGGACCAACGGACGGGGGACAGCCCUUAGUUACUGCUGACGGAAGGGACUCCGCCGUCAUCGGAGGUAACAGGGCUGUGAAUGACCCGGGCCCUGGCGUUGUUGUCACCGUUGGCCGGAUCCAAAAAGCGUCUGUGGGGAUCCGCGCUGUUGUUCCGGGUGUGAUAGCCGUUGUGAUAUUUAUCUUGCUCUGCAUCACUGCCAUAGCUAUACGCAUUUACCAACAGAGAUGGUUGUACCACAAAAAUGAAUCGAAUAUUCCAAAACACGGAGACAAUGCCGAGACCGCUCUGAGAAGUGAGCUCAAUCUGCAAAGUACAGUCAGUGAAAGCCAGAAGGAGUAUUUCUUCUGAUGGGCAGUAGAGGCUCACUCAUGCAUGGCCCUGGUGACGCGACUUUCGGGCUGAGCCAGGGGCUCCCAGGGGAUGACGCCCCCUCUCGUGCUCUUGGGACAGACGGUGGCCGUGGGGCGCCGUCAGCUUGCUUGUGUGUGGCCCCAGGAGGCCCUGCUCAGUGCUGCUUCAUGAUCUAUUGAUGUAAAAGUGACUUCGGUGUGCUCAUUAAUCACUGUGUGGCAGUUUCUGACUGUUCUGACCUGAUCUUUGAAAAUUCAAAUGUAUUUUGCAUAAUGACUCUGGGUGUUAAGUGAGGGCAAGGAUUUGAGCUGUGGCUCUACUUGCUUAAGACGGGGACACAGACGUUUAUAAAAGUCAGAGUUGGACUCUGAUGUGCGUUGUGUGGAGGUCUGUAUUUUGCUUCCCUUAUCGAUCACCUGCUGACACUCGUAAAGCAGGAAGUGUUUCUCAGAUGGUGUUCGAGUGGUUUCCAUCUUCCUGCACACCAGAGUCUGGUGGCCAAAAAUGCAGUCGAGACUUGGAAAAGAACAUUUUUUGGCUGCUUGUUUUUACUAUUUGUCUCUUUUAAGUCCGUUUGCAUACGUUUUAGUGACGAAGUGCAUCUUGAAUGUCAGCUACGAAAUUCUAGUAUUCUGUUCAUUCAUGGAACAGAAAAAUGCAUAGGUAGCAAAGUGUGUAAAACAUUCUGAUCUGCAAUAUUUGCUUAUUUUACUCUGUAACUGCUCAUUUUAAUCUUUGUAAAUUAUGAUAAAGAUGACCUCAUGAUCUCCCCCAAAACAUCUAUUUUCUAACUAAACCUGUGCCCAGGUAUGAACUCUAUAUUUAACACUGCAAAUGUAUCCUUCACCCAUUUCAUUUAAAUGAAAUACAAUCUUGAAUUUAUUUCCUUCAAAUGUGGGGUGAUUAGGUCACUAUUAUUUGUUGUCCUGUGGUUCCCUUUUUUCUGAGGUGGUCACAACAAUCUGGUUUCUUACGACUGUCUUUUCAUUUACUAGGGAAGAGUCACAAUUUGGAACUAAAGCUCUCCAUUUCUUUUUCUAAAUCCUGAACUGAUCCACGCAAACUCUGGAUUCCCCGAAGGUGGAAGGAUGCUUUUGCGAAGGGAGGGCGCGGGCUGUAGGAUCUGAGUUAAAUCUGGCGUUCCGCUCAAGCAUCUGGGAUCUCGGGGUCCGCUUCCAUUAGAGCCCCCCAAAUCGACCAGCUCAUUUCAUAGUAAGGUAUAUUUGCAUCCGAGGGGAGCAAAGAACGGACACAAACCGCGGGAAUCGUGCCAGGAACUCCUUUCGCGGCAGUGGUCACGAGAUGACUGUGUGCAGCCCACCAUUUGCACCCAACAGCCAGUUACACAAAUGAUGUGCCGCCCUCUUCAGAUGCCACUUGGCCACGUGCCUGCUGGGAAUCAGAUUGCUCCCUUUGACCCCAAUGGGACCACCUGGGACUAUACACAUUUAGCCUUGCUGUUACCUUUGAGUGCACACCUACUUUUCUGUGAUUUUUUUUUAAAGAAUAGAAACAGCCUCUAUACUAAGUCUUUUCUCAAGAAAACCCCUUUUUUUGUUUCUUAGGGUUUCAUAUUAGUUUUCUAUGAGGUGUAACAAACCACCACAAUGUAGUGGUUUAACGCGACACACGUUUAGCGUCUCACUGUUUCUGUGGAUCAGGAGCUAGGCAUGGGUUUACUGUUUCCUAAAAAGCUGUAAUGAAGUGUCAGCCCGGGCUGUGUUCUCAUCUGGAGACUCAGCUAGGGAGUCCUCGUUCUUAACGGCUAUUGACGACAUUCCGUUCCGUACUUCUGGAAGAUUCACGGAAGUCUGCUUCUGUUCAGGGCUAGCAAGAGAGAGCACUACUCUAGUGCAAGUCUGCAAAUACGAGGGAGUUUUAUGGAACAUAAAGUGAUGAUGGGAGUGACAGCCCAUCUCCUUUGCCAAAUUCUGUUGGUUGAAAGCAAGUCACAGGUCCUGCCCACGCUCAAGAGGAGGGGUUUAUGUAGGACUUGUAACCGGCAGGCUGAGAUCAUGGGGUCCCUUUAAAGUCACUCUCUACACUACUAUGUCUUUUUUGAAGUUUCUUUAAGUGAGCGAUGAAGGAUUUUUGGGAUCUCAACAUAGUAAUACAUGAGAAACCUACCUUGGUGAAUGGUAUCCAUACUUUUCGCCCAAAAGGUCUGCGCAGGUCGGGGAAGGAUUCAACGCAAAAUCAUGGGCCCUGUUGCUUCUACGGAAUGCAUAGUUGAAUGUGAACAUCCUGAAAUCGUUGGAACUUUAACAGAUGAUCAUGUUGAGUUCCAAGAGAAUUCAUCACUUUGGUAGCUGGAAUUUUACAGAUUUAUAGAUAGGGCAAUCCGUUGUACUCUGCUCUCUUUUUAAAAGAGAAAACAAAAUGUUUCUACCAAAUUGCAGUGAUGUAUAAUCCACUUUACCAAUUUGUAAACGUCAACCUGCUUAUUUGUUAAUAAAAUAACGUUUUUGAAUUAAAUUAGGAAAAUAUUUUUAAGAGAAAUUGACUGGAAUUUGAAUUGUGAAUUAUAUUGUUUUUUCCCCUAAUCUAUUAAAAAAUGUGCAAAUGUC